AUGAUGAGAGGUCACCAGGAAGAGUAUGAGGAGAUGGUUGAUAUUGGCAACUUCCGGCGUCACCACCAGACCGGCUCCGACGACUCUCACCCACGAUUGCUCCCUGACAACAUGAGGUCCAACCGCUCCAGUGCAGCCCAUCCCGACGACUUCACGGCGCCGCAAUGGCCGCCUUCCAUUGCGGGAACGGGAAGCUCUCCUUCUCUGACGCUGAGGAGCGGCGCUACAACGCCAUACGACCACCUGUCUUCCACAAAACACCUGAUAUAUGCCGAUUCCAGGUCUUCUACUCCAAUGAAUGGCCGUUCUCCGAGCAAAGAGGUUAGCAGCGACAAUGACGACCACAACGGCGUGGCCAUCUUGCACGACCGAGACGACGCCGACAUCUGGAAGGGCUGGAGGAGAUAUCUCUACACCCUGACGCCGUUUCUCACCCUCCUCAACACCGGAGUGUACCUGACCUACCUCGGACUUCGCAUUGCCUGCGUCAUCCUGGCGCAACAGGCAUCGGGCACCACCUUUGCCGCCGCCUGGGUUUUCAUUGCCGUCGAGCUCGUAGUCGCCGUUCCCUCGCUCAUGCACAACAUCUGGACCAUGUGGUCUUUGAAGAAGAGGCACAGGCCCAAGAUGAGGCUGACCGGAAACGACGUGCCCACUGUCGAUUGCUUUGUUACCUGCUGCGGCGAGGAUGACGAGCUUGUCAUGGAUACGGUUCGCGGUGCCUGCGAUCAAGACUACCCCAUUGACCGGUUCAGAGUCAUUGUUCUGGACGACGGCAAGUCUGCCGGCCUGGAGCGAUCUUGCGCGAUUCUCUCGCACACCUAUCCCAACCUGUACUACAUGGCCCGUGCCAAGAUUCCUGGGCAACCCCAUCACUUCAAGGCCGGAAACCUCAACUAUGGUCUAGAUCAAGUUCAUCUGUUACCUGGCGGUGCUUCCCAGUUCAUGGCGGCCCUGGACGCUGACAUGAUUCCUGAGAGGGAUUGGCUUCGUGCUUUGCUCCCCCACGCUGUAAUGGAUCCCAAAAUGGCAUUGGUUUGCCCUCCUCAGCUGUUCUACAACACGCCGCCCUCCGACCCUCUGGCUCAGUCUCUGGAUUUCUUCGUUCAUGUCAUUGAGCCCAUCAAGGACGCCAUGGGUGUAGCCUGGUGCACUGGAUCCGGUUACAUCGCUAGGCGAGAGGCUUUGGAGCAGAUUGGAAACUUCCCCCUGGGCUCGCUGGCCGAAGACGUGGCGACAUCGACUCUCAUGCUCGGCAAAGGCUGGAAGACGGCCUACGUUCACGAACCUCUUCAAUUUGGAACCGUUCCCGAGGAUUACGGCAGCCACUUGAAGCAGCGUACCCGAUGGGCUAUUGGUACCGUGGAUACGUCGUUCAAGCUCAACUUUUGUCUCUGGGGUGAAAAGGUCCGCCAGAUGACAUUUGCCCAGCGCUUCUCCGGCUUCCUCUACGCCUCUCUUAGUCUGUACACGAUCUUGCUGUCCAUCUCGCUCUUUGCCAUUCCCAUCAUUCUGAUCAUGGGCAAACCACUGGUCGCGUACGCCAACGAUACGCAGCUUCGAUGGCUCAUUCGUGCCUGCUUUGCCAACACCAUUGUCAACCGUCUCUGCGAAUUUGUUCUCUUCAUCCCUGCCGGCUAUCACACUGGCCAGCGGGGCUCCCGGUACCAGCUCUGGAUGUCCCCUUACAUUGCUCUCUGCAUCAUUCGAGCAUUCGCCCUGCCGAAAUGGCUUGGCGGAGCAACACAGGCUUUCAAGCCCACCGGUUCGCUCUCUUCGGCCCUCAACGAGCGUGAUCCCAAGCUCAAGAAGAACAUGUUCCGUCGUCUGUGGACCAUCCUCAUCAACUACAUGGCGCUCUUCCACCUCGCAUUCGUUUAUCUGACCCUGGUUGCCGUGUGCCUCGUUUCCUACCGCUGCUUCUUCCAGGAGAGCAACCGCGUCAGGGACAUCCUCAUCUGCCUGGUGACGCACGCCUUCUGGCCACCUCUGACGUUCAUCUUCAUCUGCAGCUCCCUUUGGACUCCAGUCGCCUACGCCAUUGACCCUCCUCAGAUGCCCGACCGAGAGGAUCUUCUCGUUCGCGACCCCGAGACCAAGGUUGCGCACCCGACAAACCAGAGCAAAAAGAUUGCCUUUGGUGGCCAGGCCGCAUGGUUCGAGUUCGAGUACACCUUUUCGACGCUGUACACGUGUCUUAUAUUUGUCGCAUCUUUCCUUUUCUAA
Molecule: messenger RNA, 2226 nt
Organism: Trichoderma aggressivum f. europaeum
Lineage: Eukaryota; Fungi; Ascomycota; Sordariomycetes; Hypocreales; Hypocreaceae
Product: CAZyme family GT2
Exons: 3
Coding region: 1-2226 (741 amino acids)
Source: RefSeq, a predicted model, not a curated record